This is a messenger RNA of Eurytemora carolleeae, 1744 nucleotides long. RefSeq lists its product as uncharacterized. The coding region runs from base 89 to 1723 and encodes 544 amino acids. The record is from RefSeq and is a predicted model, not a curated record. The transcript has 22 exons. NCBI's taxonomy places the organism in Eukaryota, Metazoa, Arthropoda, Copepoda, Calanoida, Temoridae.
AGAAAGUACAAAAGUCAUAUUUCACAUUGAUCGUGUACACAAUUCAAGCAUCAAGAAGAGUUAGGUUUUUACAUACUUCAAUAAAAAGAUGAAUGUCCGUGGAGGACAGAAAAUAUUUUUGGCCUUCUGUGCGUUUGCCGCCAUCUUUUCCGUAAUGGAGCUUUACCGAUUUAAUCAAGGCUCAAACAACUUUUCUGGGUUUUCAUCAGCAGUUACUCAAGAAGCAGAUUUGAGUAAAGCAGCAUUAUUAAUAGACAGACUCGAGAGUCUCACCAAUAGAUUAAGUUUCCGUGAAUCUGUGAAAAAUGCAGAGGGAUAUCCAGAUCUGUUCCAGCUCGGCCCUAGGAUCAAAUCUCAAAUAGAAUUACGAAUAUGGGUAGAUGUCCCAAAUGAUUUUCCUUGGAGAAAAUGUCUGUCUCAGUAUAACGGUGUGGCAGCUACCACACAAUGUAGCCUUAAAAGUAAUCCUGGUUCUACGUGGCGAAUACCAGACUGGGGAGCUCCUAAUUUUCAGAUCGUCAAUAUGGAAUCAAAACAGUGCCUUGAACCAGGAAGGGGAGAAGCAACUACCAAUAUAGCUCAAGCAGUGAUUAAAGAUUGCAGUGAAGGAAGAUGGGGAUACAAUGUGAACGGUCAGCUGAGCUGGAGUACUGGAGGAGGAUGUUUGACUAGCCUGGGCUCACCGGCAGGGAAUAGGGUCGAACUCCAUCCUUGCAACAAUACACUUCAACAACAGAGGUUUGAGUUUGGUACUCUGGACACUGAUACGGGUAAAGCGGUGAUUAUUCCUCUGGAUAUAUCACAAUGGGAGGACAGGCAGAGAGUGUUAAGGGAGAGAGAAUUAGUUGAAGCUAAAGCUGAUGUUUUGAAAACACUAGUGGAGCAUACAGACCAGAGCUCAGAGAAGCGCAGAGCUGUCGUCUUCUAUCUAGACAAGGGAACUGGAUUUUUAGCAUUUCUGAACUGGUGGAUUCUAGCUUGGAAGCUAUUAGGUUUGAACUCUCUAACUGUAAAGUUUGAUAUUGUAUUGUUUGAACUCUCUAACUGUAAAAUUAAAUAUUGUCAUCCUGACUCUGUUCAAUAUUUACCAAAAGACUGUAUUGAAUACAGAGCUAAUGAGACAAGAUUGACAGGAGCUGGUAAAUGUUUAUUUGUAUCCAUGUACGGGAUAGCAUACAGGGACUCGAGAUAUGAUAACUAUAUAAAUAGUCAUGAAUGCCUGAUAAACCCUAAAGCAGAAUUCCUUACUCAGUAUUCUCAUAUUCUGAGGAGUGAUUUGGACACUUUUCCAACUCCGGGCCUACUGGGUUAUUGGCCAGAUACUAUUAUUGCAAACAAGUAUAUGGGAUACACUUUCAGGAACUCAAGUGGUAUAUCCUUGAUAACUGAACAAUUAAAAGAGGCAGCAGAAUACCUGGGCCUUACUCAUAAAGGUAUGCAUGAUAUUGGAUCUAGUUGGUUUGGACCUGCUCAUUUAGUAAUUAAACUCUCCUCUAUGACUGUAGCAUUAUCAAAAUAUCUCAGAGUGUACAUGUUUGGUCCUGGUACACACUGUAGGUGUGCAACAUGUACAGAACUACCUCUACAGUGUACAUGGGGUGGAGGACCCUAUGCGGGUACAGUACUACUUUAUGCCCAGGAGAUAGCGAUUAACCAGGUUUGGGAUCAGCAGCAGUAUGAUUCAUUAAAAAAAGGUAAUUAUUCUUUAAAUUGUAUUUAUUAAUUUUAAAAAAUCUUUCAUAAA